AUGGAAAACCUGCCGGAGAGACCGGAGAGAUACUUUAAGUCCGGUGAAGAGCCAGACGGCGAUAUGGUUCAUAAGUACUUCCAACUCCAAUACCUAAACGAUUUAGCGGAGCAUCUGAAGGAUGACGAAAUUACGAAGAUCAGAGGCUUGCGGCUGGGGAAAUUGUUCGAUAUUGGGAAAAAGUUUUCUUUUUCCAACAAAUUUUGUUUGUUUUUGCUUACAAGGCAGUUAGCGAUCCAGAAAAAGCAUGAGAUUUGGUUCGUAUACGCGGUUAAGCCGAUUAGGUUUGGUCUGAGGGAGUUUGCAUCAGUGACGGGUUUACGGUGCGAUCCAAUUUCAAUUGGAAAGGCCGAUGGAAAAAAGAAGGUGAAUAAGAACACGAUAAAGAAGAAGACAAUUGAAGCUCCUUAUUGGUUCACUUUGUUCGCGAAGAAUGAAGAGAUCCAAGAAGAAACCGCAGAAGUGUUGAGGGACGUUGACAAAUUUCUUAAUCAUCCAUGGGGCAGGAUUUCGUUUGAUAUGACUAUGUCAUGUAUCAAGUCUCGGGAAGCUUCUGGGCUUGCCCAAACAAGCUUUGCUGUUCAAGGUUUUGUGCAUGCGUUGCAACUGGUUCUUUUAGAAGAUGUCCUUGACAUUGAGAAGAGCAUGCCGGUUGAUACUCCUGUCUUCGUUGACGAUGAUUCCGAAGAAGAAGGUGUAGUGGUUUCAGUUGAAUCUAUUAUUCCUCUUAAUGAUGUUGUUGUUGGGGACGAUUUUUCUUGGUCUGACGAGGUGGAAGAUGUGAGAGUUGAUAAUUUGGUUAGGUUAGUUCAAGAAGGCCACCAAUGGUCUGGCGAUGAAUUUGGAGGUGGUGUGGUCGUGUCUGCGCUUCCUGUAGAACCUAAAGAAAAAGCUGAAGGGAAAAAAGUUGUAAAGUCCAAGAAGAGGAAGAAGUCUCCUGUUUGUGCCAGCAGUAGUGAUGGUAGCCAGCCUGUACCAUUUUCUGAAUCCCAAAUGGAGUGGUUAGCAAAGCAAAUUAGUUCGCAAGGAGAAAGUGGGGCUGGACUUGUUGGUGCUAAGGUUGUUGCUCCUAAAGCUGUUGCUCCUGUUACCAAAGGUAAGGUCAAACCCCCUACCCGUGCCAAAAAGGCAGUUCAACCCAAGCGGAAACGGAUGCGUGUUGAUGGAAGGUUGAGGCAGAUUAGAGAUGAUGACGAGACUGAAACGGCUACUGACCCAGUAGGGGAUGAGUCUAAAACGGCUGGUAGAAAAGAGACUAUGGAGGAUUUUAGAACGGAUAGUCAACAAAGAGAGGCUUCCGUUACUAUGGAUGAUGUAAAGACUGAACAAAGAGAUGGUGACGAACUUGACGAUGUACAUCCGGAUGAUACUAUUAAAUCCGUGCUUGAUUCUCUGAACCUGUCUGGUGAAGCAAAGGUCUCUGAGAAUUUAGCUCAUGAUCUAGAGCAGGUGUUGUUGUUUUCAGUGGGGAUGACCUUAAUGACCAGGAAGCUGCUGCAAAAAGUGGGGAUGGUCUUAAGGAGCAGGACAGUGGUGGAGAAAGUGGGGAUGGAUGUUGCUUCCAAAAGUGUGAAUGAUGAUGCUGAAUGUCAAGGGAAGGAAUCUAGUGAGGCUGGAACUCUUUCUCUCUUCCCGACUAAGACUUCUGCUGGUUCAGAGGAAAAUUUGUCAGGGGAACGUGAUGUUAUUGAUAAGAAGUGGUUGGAAGUUGAGAAGAAUUUAGCGGUUGGCAGGAAAAUUAAUUUUGGGGGGAGCUUAUUCCUCGUAGCCAAGGACAUGGAGGAGAUUCUUGGGCUACAAGUUGUAAUAGGACCAUGGAUGAUGGAUUCAUUUAUCAAGUAUUUCCGUGAUAAGUGGGCUACCUUAGAGGUUAGCUUAAGUGAACCUAGGGUGGUUUUUCAGGGGUCAAAAUUUGAUUUCCUUGUCCUUAGUCAUCGAAUCAAAUUUGAGAAUUCUGUUAAGAAGAAGUAUGUAUUCGACCAAGAUUUGAUGUUGUGCUUCCCUCUGAACUUUGAUACUCUCUACUUCCCAUUCAACUUUGACAAACAACACUGGAUAGGGAUGUGCCUUGAUAUCAGGGGGAUAUAUCUCUAUGUGUUUGAUUGCAACCAGAAGAUGUGUCGGGACACUAGGCUCCGGAAAGAAAUGGAAACUUUGUUGGAGAUGCUCCUUUUUGUUGUUCGCCAAGUGUCGCCUUAG
Messenger RNA from Arabidopsis lyrata subsp. lyrata, 2199 nucleotides. RefSeq lists its product as uncharacterized. Gene Ontology annotation, biological process: proteolysis. NCBI's taxonomy places the organism in Eukaryota, Viridiplantae, Streptophyta, Magnoliopsida, Brassicales, Brassicaceae. The transcript has 8 exons. The record is from RefSeq and is a predicted model, not a curated record. Bases 1 to 2199 code for a protein of 732 amino acids. Gene Ontology annotation, molecular function: cysteine-type peptidase activity.